AUGUCCAUCACCAAAGUACACGCUCGUCAGAUCUUUGACUCGCGAGGCAAUCCGACCGUCGAAGUCGACUUGUACACCGCAAAAGGUCGUUUCCGAGCAGCCGUCCCGUCUGGUGCAUCCACUGGCGUUCACGAGGCCGUCGAACUCCGUGACGGUGACAAGAAGUCGUAUGUUGGAAAAGGUGUGCUCAACGCCGUCAAAAACGUCAACGAGACCAUUGCACCCGCCCUCAUCGACUCUGGUCUCUCCGUCACUCAACAAAAGGACAUUGACGCCCUCCUCAUCAAACUCGACGGAACGCCCAACAAGGGUAAACUCGGAGCCAACGCCAUCCUAGGUGUCUCCAUCGCCGUCGCCGAAGCUGGUGCCGCCGAAUCUGGCUUGCCUCUCUAUGCCUAUUUGGCCAAACUCGCUGGACACCCAGAAGGUGGCAAGAUGACGAUGCCGUGCCCUGCGUUCAACGUCAUCAACGGUGGCUCGCACGCUGGUAAUGGACUCGCUUUCCAAGAGUUUAUGCUCCUCCCCACGGGAGCGACCAGCUUCACCGAGGCGAUGAAGAUUGGUACCGAGACGUAUCAUACGCUCAAAAAGGUCAUUCAGGCCAAGUAUGGGCUUGAUGCGACCAACGUCGGUGACGAGGGUGGAUUCGCACCCAAUGUCGCUGGUGCCGAGGAGAGUCUCGAGUUGUUGAGCGAGGCGAUCAAAAAGGCUGGAUACGAGGGCAAGAUCAAGAUUGGACUCGACGUUGCGUCUUCCGAGUUUUACAAGGACGGCAAGUACGACUUGGAUUUCAAGAAUGCCAACUCGGAUCCGACAAAGUGGAUCACCGGCAAAGAGUUGGGCGACUUUUACAACAAGAUGAUUGAGAAGUACCCGAUUGUGUCGAUUGAGGAUCCGUUUGAUCAGGAUGAUUGGGAGGCCUGGAGCUCGUUUACCAAUGGCACCAAAGUCCAGGUUGUCGGUGAUGAUUUGACAGUCACCAACCCCGAACGUAUCCAGACGGCGAUUGGCAAAAAGGCGUGCAAUGGCUUGCUGCUCAAGAUUAACCAGAUUGGUACGAUUAGCGAGAGUAUCCAAGCCGCCCAGCUUGCGCAGUCGGACGGGUGGGGUGUCAUGGUCUCCCACCGCUCGGGUGAGACUGAGAACACGGUCAUUGCCGAUCUCGUCGUCGCUCUCGGGGUUGGCCAGAUCAAGACGGGUGCACCUGCGCGAAGCGAGCGUGUAGCCAAGUACAAUGCUCUCCUCCGCAUCGAAGAGGAACUCGGAGAGAAUGCCGUCUACGCGGGUGAACAGGGUCUUGCCGCGGGCACCACGGCGCCUGCCUUGUUAAAGAAGUAG
Serendipita indica DSM 11827 is the source of this 1338-nucleotide messenger RNA. Lineage: Eukaryota; Fungi; Basidiomycota; Agaricomycetes; Sebacinales; Serendipitaceae. The record is from the annotation of a GenBank genome assembly.